Molecule: messenger RNA, 1932 nt
Organism: Verticillium alfalfae VaMs.102
Lineage: Eukaryota; Fungi; Ascomycota; Sordariomycetes; Glomerellales; Plectosphaerellaceae
Product: nucleolar GTP-binding protein
Exons: 3
Coding region: 1-1932 (643 amino acids)
Biological process (GO): ribosomal subunit export from nucleus
Cellular component (GO): cytosol
Molecular function (GO): GTP binding; GTPase activity
Source: RefSeq, a predicted model, not a curated record
AUGCCGAAAGCGAAGAAGAAUACCCUCGGUCUGGGGAACACCCUCAUGAAUGACCGUUUCGGCAAAGGAAACGGCCAGGACCGGAAGAGGGGUUCCGCCAUCACGCGUAUCAACCAUGCGACUGGAGAGGAGUACGUCACGAAUGAGAAGAAGGAGGCGUCAUGGGUCAAGAUGCGAUCCGUCACUGAGCAGGGCGCUCUCGACGAGUUUCUGGCGACGGCUGAGCUCGCCGGAACUGACUUCACUGCUGAGAAGACAAGCAACAUCAAGAUCAUCCACACUGACCAGAAGAACCCUUACCUCCUUUCUGGCGCCGAGGAGCGCGACGUCUUGGGCAAGCAGCGGGCUCACAAGGGCAAGUUGACGGUGCCGAGGAGACCGAAGUGGGACGAGUCCACGACACCCGAGCAGCUCGAUACCCUCGAGCGCGAGAGCUUCUUGGACUGGCGCCGGGGCCUUGCUGAGCUCCAAGAGAACAACGACUUGCUUAUGACUCCGUUUGAGCGAAAUCUCGAGGUGUGGAGGCAACUGUGGCGUGUCAUUGAGAGGUCCGAUCUCAUCGUGCAGAUUGUCGAUGCUCGUAACCCUCUCCUCUUCCGAUCCGACGAUCUUGACAGCUACGUCAAGGCUGUCGAUAAGAGGAAGGAGAACCUGCUGCUCAUCAACAAGGCCGACAUGAUGACUGUGAAGCAACGCAAGAUCUGGGCGAAAUACCUGAAGGAGACUGGUAUUGCCUACAAGUUCUUCUCAGCCUUUUUGGCGAAGGAGGCUCUCGAGGCAGAGGAGGCAGAGGCCGAGGCUGAGUCGCAGGACGCAAGCUCCAAAGCCCCGCAACGGGAGGCAAGCGAGCAGCAGGACGAGUCUGAGGAGUCGAGCGAGGAGGAAGAGGAGGCUGGAGAAGAGGCAGACGUCGAAGUUGACGAUGAGGAUAUCAGGAUAUUGACGGUUGAGGAGUUGGAGGACAUCUUCUUGAGCCACGCGCCGAAAGAUGCCGCACCGGAUCACAAGCUCUCGGUCGGUCUCGUCGGCUACCCGAACGUCGGAAAGUCAUCCACCAUCAACGCCCUCAUCGGAGCCAAGAAGGUGUCUGUUUCCUCAACACCCGGAAAGACUAAGCAUUUCCAGACCAUCCACCUCAGCGAGAAGGUUAUUCUCUGCGAUUGCCCAGGUCUCGUGUUCCCCAACUUCGCCAACACCAAGGCCGAUCUUGUUUGCAACGGUGUCCUUCCCAUCGACCAGUUGAGGGAGUUCACCGGCCCCGCUGGCCUCGUCGCCCUCAGGAUACCCAAGCACUUCCUCGAGGCCGUGUAUGGCAUCACCAUCAGGACCCGGGCGCUCGAAGAGGGUGGUACCGGCAAGCCCACUGCCUCAGAGCUUUUGAGGGCGUACGCUAGGGCGCGUGGAUACCAGACGCAGGGUCUUGGACAGCCCGACGAGUCCAGAGCUGCACGAUACAUCCUCAAGGAUUACGUUGCAGGCAAGCUCCUGUUCUGCCAGCCUCCCCCGAACACGGUCGACGCCAAGGAGUUCAACUCCGAGCUCUACGACGACGAGCACCUGCCCGAGCACCGCCGCGGCCAUCUCGUUCCUGUGAUGGAGGACCUGAGCAUUGCGGGAGACGACGAAUCAACCAUGGCCUCUGAGUUUGUAGCGUUGCCUGCGGGUCCCAAGUCGAAGCAAAUCGAUAGCGGCUUCUUCGGCCCUGGCAGCAGUAGCUCAGGUCAUCUCAAGAUGCCUUUCAGCCACCAGUACUCUCAACAAGGCAAAGCAGGACCCAAGACCCUGAGCGGCAGGAAAGCCAGAGCGAUUGUCGCGCUGGAGAAUGGGCUGGACCCGAAGGACGUGCAGAUCAUGUCGAGCAAAAAGCACUUCAAGGGUGGCCCGAAGAACGGAAAGGCGAAGAAGCGUGCGGUCGACCUGGAUGAUGAUUGA